Messenger RNA from Fusarium falciforme, 939 nucleotides. Its product is annotated as 2EXR domain-containing protein. The record is from RefSeq and is a predicted model, not a curated record. The transcript has a single exon. Bases 1 to 939 code for a protein of 312 amino acids. NCBI's taxonomy places the organism in Eukaryota, Fungi, Ascomycota, Sordariomycetes, Hypocreales, Nectriaceae.
AUGGAGUUUCACCAGUUCACCAGACUCCCGUUCGAGCUCCAGAUCCAAAUCUGGGAGGAAUACACUCCAUCUGGCCCUGCCAUGCACGUCUUCGAUGUCUGCUUUCCCUCAUGGAAGGGCGAAGAGCGUGCAGACCAAGCCUUCAAGGAGUCUGGAGCCAAGCGAGAAGUAGCCGAUCAGUACAAGAAGCAGGUGUUCUUCGAUCGGUUUGAAUCGGAGCACGGGGCGUUUGAUCCGAGCAUGUAUCGUGCCGUAACGUCUUCACGGCUCAUCAACCGCGCUGCAUAUGACAUUGCGAAGAAUAUUGAGGCGAAACAAGAGACCAACACGAUACACCUCCCAGGCCGUGCGCAAAAGAUCACGAUACCAACGUCUGACGUGCUCAUGAUGCGCUUCCGUGAAUAUCCAGUCGACCAUACUCAGCUGGCUACCGAGACGCUGAACUGUCCGCCGCCGAUCGGGGAGAUUCUUCAGAGCCAGUGGUCGGGCGAGAUUGCGUCUGCUCUGCAGCGGGCCAAGAGGAUUGCCAUUGACGUCACGGAGACGUGGGCAACGGGAUUGUACGGAGAGAUGGGGUUUGAGGAGAUCACGUUCUUUGCUUCCACGAUACACAAGGGACUGGAGGUGUUGUAUCUGGUUGAUGACUGUGCGGGACGUUGCAAAGGAUGUGAGAGAGAAGACGUCAAAGCGGAGGGUCUUCAGACGAGGGAUCAACUGUGGAAGGAUCUAAAUGAGGACGACGAGACAAGAUCAGGUGAUAUUGUUCGCGCAGUCUCGAGACGCUAUGUCGAGGUGUUUGAUCUUGAGGGGCUCGGCUGGGCAGAGCAUCCGUCCUACAUGUUUGCGAGAAUCAUCGGCGCUGCCAUACGGAGUCAACAACGAGACGACGAUAAGGGCAAGUUUCAGGGGGUCAGAGUCUUGGUAGUUGAGGACGAGUGA